Messenger RNA from Alternaria novae-zelandiae, 1635 nucleotides. RefSeq lists its product as uncharacterized. NCBI's taxonomy places the organism in Eukaryota, Fungi, Ascomycota, Dothideomycetes, Pleosporales, Pleosporaceae. Gene Ontology annotation, cellular component: membrane. The coding region runs from base 1 to 1635 and encodes 544 amino acids. The record is from RefSeq and is a predicted model, not a curated record. The transcript has 5 exons. Gene Ontology annotation, biological process: transmembrane transport. Gene Ontology annotation, molecular function: transmembrane transporter activity.
AUGGGGGCGGACGCAGCAGACACAGACGCCGAAGUCGCCGCUUCCCUUUCCUAUCAUGACCGGCCAAUCAGCGACAAGGACCCCAACGCGCGACCAGAAUGCUUCACAUCGACGUUCCAAGAAUGCAUGUUCAUCGCCUCGGUGACCAUGGCCGUGGCCAUGACGAGCUUCCUAACUGGGUCAAUCACAGUCAUGAGUUCCUUCGCUGCACGGGACCUCAACAUGACGAACGCGGAAAUCACAUGGAUGAAUGCAGCGACAUCACUCACAGCAGGAUCCCUCCUCCUCUUCUUCGGCAGCGUAGCCGACCUCUUCGGCCGCAAAACCAUGUUCAUAGCCUCCAUGUUCCUCUUCUCCGUCUUCUGUCUCGGCGCCGGUUUCUCCACCUCAGGCAUGACUUUGGAUAUCCUCUGCGGCGUGCUAGGCAUCUUCUCCGCGUCCUCGGUGCCCCCAGCCCAGGGUAUGCUCGGCGCCAUCUACGAGUUGCCCAGCCGAAGGAAGAACCGCGCUUUUGGUUGUUUCAGCGCGGGAAACCCCAUGGGCUUUGUUUUUGGGACUAUCUUGUCGGGACUGUUCACGCAGGUGUUUAGUUGGAGAGCGGGGUUUUGGUUACUUGCUAUUGUGUACUUUGUGACUAGUAUUGUUGCGGCCUUUACGGUGCCGAGGGAUGGGACGCCCAAGAGGAGGUUGGAUGCCGAGACGGUUAAGAGGUUGGAUUUGCCGGGGACGGGGUUGACGGUGCUGGGGAUUGGGAUGUUUUGUGCGGCGUUGAGUCUCGGAGGCGAUGCACCGCAAGGGUUGAAGACGCCGUAUGUUCUUGUCCUACUGAUCCUAGGUCUUAUCCUCAUUGCGGCAUUUGUCGUAUGGGAGAUCAAAUAUCCGUAUGCUAUGAUCGACAUGAAGAUCUGGUACGAUCGGGACUUUUCCCUUCUCCUCACCAUCCUCUCCUGCGGUUUCCUCGGCUUCCCCAUCUUCUCCUUCUGGAUCGCACUCUACUUCCAAACCCAACUCAACUACAACGCUCUCAUGACAGGCGUGCACAUGCUCCCCAUGGUAAUCGUAGGUCUAACCGCCAACGCCGUCGCCGCCCUCGUCCAACACAAAGUCUCCAACAAACUGCUUGUGGGUAUCGGUGCCGCCGCUCUAACCGUUUCCUUCAUUCUAGCUGCCGUGCAGAGGUACGGAGACUCGUAUUGGGCGUUUUCUUUCCCGGCGCUGUGUUUGUGUGUUGUUGGGGUGGAUUUCCAGUUCAUUGUCGCUAAUAUGUACGUUCUCUCAUCCAUGCCCACGAACAAACAAUCCAUUGCCGGGUCGCUGUUCCAGACUCUGACUCGGCUGUGUACUGCGAUUGCGUAUGGUGCCGCGACUGCCAUAUUCGAUGCCGUUCAAAGACGUCCUGCUACCUCGGGCUACUACGCGAGAAAUGCUGCUGAGCCGUUUGCGGCGGUGUUUUGGUUUGCGGCUGCGGCAUCAGUACCUGGGCUUCUUCUUGUUCCCUUUCUGAGGAUUGGUACGCAGGGGCAUACGGGGGAUACUGGGAGGGUUAAAGUGGGUGGGGAUGAUGGGCAUGUUGUUGCUGCUGUCAGCGAGAAGCAUGGACGGAGUGAUGUGGAGGAGAGAGGAGAAGUGGUGUAA